Messenger RNA from Protobothrops mucrosquamatus (brown spotted pit viper), 970 nucleotides. It is a transcript of the gene ANKRD37, whose product is annotated as ankyrin repeat domain 37. The record is from RefSeq and is a predicted model, not a curated record. The transcript has 5 exons. The coding region runs from base 142 to 663 and encodes 173 amino acids. Lineage: Eukaryota; Metazoa; Chordata; Lepidosauria; Squamata; Viperidae. Gene Ontology annotation, molecular function: protein binding.
GGCGGGACAGCAGCCAGAGUGAGUAUUCAUGAGCUAACACUGCCAGUCUUGAAUCAGAUGCACUAGCAUGCACCACAAAGCUGUGCUCAAGAAGCCUACACCGGGUUUUUUUUGUGAUAAGUCUACCAAAGACAAGCAAAAAUGCUACUUUGGGAUAGCAACUCAGAGCCUCAUGGUCCGAGUCCUCUGUUGGAAGCAGGGACUGAAGUCAAUCUAGCUGCUGCUGCCUUUGUUCAGUCACCAGCUCAUCUGGCAGCUGGUGGAGGCCAUGCCUUCUUCCUGCUUUGGCAACUACAGACGGGAGCCAAUCUGAACCAACAGGAUUGGAAUGGAGAAGCUCCCAUCCAUAAGGCAGCUAAAGUUGGGAGUUUGGAGUGUCUCACUUUACUCGUUGCCAGUCAGGCCAACAUUGACUUGCGCAAUAAUAAUAGUCAAACAGCAGAAGACCUUGCCCUGGCUUUGGGGUUUUUGGAGUGUGCCCAGUUCCUCAUGAAAGUGAAACAAAUUCAGAACAAGAAAGCAGGAGCACAGUGUAAUUCCUUGUGUGACAAUGAUGAAUCCAUCCAUACCGAUGACUCCAAAAUGCAGAAAGGAGUAUGUGAAAGGAAUAGACUUGUCAACAGAAAGAGGAGAUCAGAUGAUUUGAACUCAAGAGUCAUGUGAAAAUGAAUAUGCGUGAGAAAUACAAAGCUCUGCAAAGAAAAACAUGAAUAUAAAAGCUCAACGCAAAGUAUUUUGAACAAUGCCUUCCAAGAAGGCGUGUUCUUCUUGAAGAUCUUUUCAUAUAAUUCCUGCAUGUGCACAAUAAUAUACAGUAAUAUUUUUCUACCACUGAUUCAUGUAUCGAUUUUAUGACUAGUAUACUGAUGUUCUUUAGUCAUGUGAACACACACAUAAAGCAGUAGACAGUAUACUGACAAUCAACAAAUUGUUCAGAUUAAACAUGUAUUAUGUUGAUAAAAUUGUGUUC